Messenger RNA from Brachypodium distachyon (stiff brome), 1773 nucleotides. Its product is annotated as triacylglycerol lipase 2. Gene Ontology annotation, molecular function: hydrolase activity, acting on ester bonds. NCBI's taxonomy places the organism in Eukaryota, Viridiplantae, Streptophyta, Magnoliopsida, Poales, Poaceae. Gene Ontology annotation, biological process: lipid metabolic process. The transcript has 9 exons. Bases 494 to 1429 code for a protein of 311 amino acids. The record is from RefSeq and is a predicted model, not a curated record.
CCACUACAGAGGCUACAGCCUCUGCUCGAGCAGAGCAAAUUAAGCAGAGCAUGGGCAGUGCGGCGGGCAUCGUCGUGGUCAUCCUGGCGAUGAUGACGACGAUGAUGAUGAGCCUCUGCUCGAGCCUCGCGGCGGCGCGUGUCGUGACGACGAGGUGGCGCCGCCACCGGCGCGACGUCGUCGCUCCGCCGGCGGGCGGCGGUGGCGCCUGCGCGCUGGCCGUGGCCCCGUCCGGCUACCCCUGCGAAGAGCACGAGGUUGAGUUCAUGGAUCACGCAAACAUGCAUGGUAUCUGAACGAACGUGUGCACCCUGCCGAUCGAUCGAACAGACGUCUGAGGAAACUAUUCUGCGAUCGAUGGAUGUAGGUGACGACGGGGGGCGGAUACAUCCUGAGCUUGCAGCGGAUCCCGAGGGGCCAUCCGGGGCGCGCCGGCGGAUCAUCAGGCGCGGGGCAGCCGGUGCUUCUGCAGCAUGGGGUUCUCGCGGACGGCAUGACAUGGCUGCUGGGGUCGCCGGAGGAGUCGCUGGCGUACGUGCUGGCCGACCGCGGCUUCGACGUCUGGGUCGCCAACAACAGGGGCACCCGCUGGAGCCGCCGCCACACCUCCCUCGACGCCACUUCCUGGAGGUACUGGGACUGGUCGUGGGACGACCUGGUGGUCAACGACAUGCCGGACGUGGUGGACUACGUGCGCACCCGCACCGCCCACAAGCCGCACUACGUCGGCCACUCCAUGGGGACGCUGGUGGCGCUGGCGGCCUUGUCGGAAGGGAAGGUGUCGGAGAAGCUCAAGUCGGCGACGCUGCUCUCCCCUGUCGCGUACCUCUCCCACAUGACCACGCCCCUCGGCAUACUCCUCGCAAACACAUUCGCCGGAGAGCUCAUCUCUGACCUUGGCGUCGCCGAGUUCAACCCGACGUCGCCUGAGGUGACCAACAUUGUCAGCGGGCUGUGCCACAACCCUGGGAUCAACUGCUACGACUUCAUCAGGGAUUUCACAGGGGAGAACUACUGCCUGAACAGCUCGGCGAUCGACGUGGUCCUCCAGUACGAGCCCCAGCCGACGUCCACCAAGACCCUGGUCCAUUUCGCCCAGACGUUCCGGGCCGGCGUGCUGACCAAGUACGACUACGUGAGUCCGGAGGUGAACGUGGAGAACUACGGGCAGGAGGAGCCGCCGGCGUACAACAUGAGCCGCAUCCCGGUGGGGUUCCCUCUCUUCCUCAGCUACGGCGGCCAGGACGAUCUGGCCGACCCCGCCGACGUCGACCUCCUCCUCGCCGACCUCCGCCGCGGCGGCCAUAGCGACGCCACCAUGACGGUGCAGUACCUGGACAAGUUCGCGCACCUCGACUUCAUCUUCGGUGUCUGCGCCAAGGAUUAUGUUUACAAGGACGUCGUCUCCUUCCUCAACCGCUUCAACUAGCACAUAGCAAAACAGACCGACAGGCAGACAGAAGAACAUCUACUAGUAUACAGUAUACUACACGUAGUCGUUGGUGCAAUAAUGCCAAGGAGAAAUUAACACAUUCAUAGUCACAAUGUUUCAUAAUUGUUUACAUGAUAGGUGCGUACAUGUUUAGCUGCCUAUGAAAUCGUCUCCUAUGUUGUGCAACCUCUGGCGGCUGGCCGGUCCCGGGGUUACACAUCAAGAUCGUAGUCGAAGAAGUUGAUCAUACACACAAUCACAAAGUACAGUAAAGUAGAUGAACACCAGAAAGUAGAGAGGAACAUGAUCUCUUUAUUAAUUUUUGAUCUCAAGUGUACGUA